AUGGAAGAAAAACAAAAUAAAGAACAAACAAUUAUUGGCACUCUUCUGGAGAUUGAAGAAAAUAAUUCAAAUAAUGUAUUCAUAUUUGAAAGAUCAAUGUCAUCUGAUAAACAACAACAUGAAUUUAAUUCAAGUAUCAAUUCCGAAACAAAUCUUCUUGAUGAUAAUUUUGAUUUACAUAAACUUGCUUUACAGAGAAAUGUAUCACAAAUGCUUUUACCGACACCUAUAAUAGCAACAACAAUUGCUAACACAAAACAGAACGCGUCAAAUUCAACUAAACAAUCUAAUACAACAUCAGCAACAAGUAGUCCUAAUUAUAAUGCCACUAUAAUGACAAACAAUACUCCUUCUUCUCAACCACAAUCAAUUAAGUCGAAUUCACCUCCAAAUCGUUCACAAAAAACAAAAAUCGAUAUUUAUGACUAUUUUAAUGGAAUAGAUGGAUUAGAACAAUAUUCUAAACAUAAACUCGAACCAUUAACAUCACCUAUAAUCGAUAAUCAACGAAAAGCUACGUUAGAUAAAGCUAUUGAUCCAACAGUUCUCAAAGUUCGAGAAUGGACUAAAGGUAAAAGAAGAAAUAUUCGAGCAUUAUUAUAUAGUUUAUCAAGUGUAACAUGGCCAGAAUGUACAUGGACUGGAUGUCAAAUGAGUGAAUUAUUAACAAAUGAACAAGUUAAAAAAGUUUAUAAAAAAGCCGUACUUCAUAUUCAUCCAGAUAGACUUGGUGAUGAUCCAAAUGAACAGUUAGCUAAACUGAUUUUUGCUGAAUUAAAUGAAGCUUGGUCUCAAUUUCAACAAGAAUCAAAUUGA
Messenger RNA from Rotaria sordida, 816 nucleotides. The record is from the annotation of a GenBank genome assembly. NCBI's taxonomy places the organism in Eukaryota, Metazoa, Rotifera, Eurotatoria, Philodinida, Philodinidae.